Helianthus annuus (common sunflower) is the source of this 555-nucleotide messenger RNA. RefSeq lists its product as uncharacterized. The coding region runs from base 1 to 555 and encodes 184 amino acids. The transcript has a single exon. The record is from RefSeq and is a predicted model, not a curated record. Lineage: Eukaryota; Viridiplantae; Streptophyta; Magnoliopsida; Asterales; Asteraceae.
AUGCAGCAAAACGACAACUCUCUCCUUAAGCAAAACAGCAAGUUGAUGCCUAAUACUCCUGAUCGUCUAAUGUGGAAAGAUGGUAAUGAUUUAGUUGAGCAUUCUUCAUCCCAGGUUUGGCAAUCGAUUAGGCGUCGAGCUGAAGAGGUGGAUUGGGUUAAUUUUGUUUGGUUCUCUCAGUGUAUUCCCAAGCAUGCUUUUCUUAUGUGGCUUGUCAUUCGUCGCAAACUUAUGACGCAAGACAAGAUUCUCCAAUGGGAUUUCACGAGAAGGAAGAAUAUGAAUAUGAUGUGCUGUCUCUUGUGCUAUGCUAAUGUUGAUUCUCACGACCAUCUGUUCUUUGAUUGCAAUUAUGCUACUCAAGUUUGGAUCAAGAUUCGGGAUAAAGGAGGGAUGAGCUCGGUGGGUCCAGCAUGGAACGCUAUUAUUGACUGGUUGGGGGCUAGGGCUAAUUCUAAGUCAGCAAUUAACUUUAUUAGUAGGCUCAUAGUUGCUGCUGCUGUUUAUUUCGUGCGGCAGGAGCGGAAUGCUAGGCUAUUCAGAAACCAGACAUGA